AUGGACACUUUUGUUCCAUGCUACAAAGAUAACCACAUCACACUGAACGAGUCUCAAGGUAAUAUCUCCAGCCCUGGAUAUCCAUUUGGCAAACUUGACAACAUGAUGUACACCUGGACUAUACAGGGCAAAGCUGACAGUUAUAUCGUCCUUAAUAUUUUAGACUUAGGAGAAGAUUGCCAGUAUGAUUAUCUAAGAAUAUAUGACGGACCCACAACAUUUUCACCGAUGUUUGGAAAUUUCUGCUCAUCAAUUCAACCAGGGUUAAUGGCCUCAACGGGAAACUCCAUGUUUGUUGUGUUAAAAACGAAUAGCUCCAACAAAUAUAAAGGCUUUUAUGGAAAUUAUGAAAUACUAGAUAAUCACAUUACUCUGAACGAGUCUCAAGUAAAUAUCUCCAUCCCUGGAUAUCCAUUUGGCAAUUUGGACAACAUGAUAUACACCUGGACUAUACAGGUGAAAGCUGACAGUUAUAUCCUCCUCAAGUAA
Physella acuta is the source of this 489-nucleotide messenger RNA. RefSeq names its product CUB and zona pellucida-like domain-containing protein 1. The record is from RefSeq and is a predicted model, not a curated record. NCBI's taxonomy places the organism in Eukaryota, Metazoa, Mollusca, Gastropoda, Physidae.